Messenger RNA from Anguilla anguilla (European eel), 1875 nucleotides. RefSeq names its product oligodendrocyte transcription factor 1 (gene olig1). Bases 939 to 1646 code for a protein of 235 amino acids. Gene Ontology annotation, molecular function: protein dimerization activity. The transcript has a single exon. The record is from RefSeq and is a predicted model, not a curated record. NCBI's taxonomy places the organism in Eukaryota, Metazoa, Chordata, Actinopteri, Anguilliformes, Anguillidae.
UCCUGAGCCCUGUCUCAGACCAGAAAGGCUUAGAAUUACUGUUAAUUUGGGGAACUAAUGAGGAACUCUGCAAGCAGAGCAAAUCAUUUUUACAGUAGCUUUAGACAAAGGAGUCUUACGCAAGAUUACCUUAUUUUUGUAUGCUGGACUUUUUGACUUGCUUUGGCUUGGAUCAAAUAUUAGAAUUCUUGUGUAGCACAUAGAUUACAGGUUGAUUUAUUUUUCAGGUAUCAAGAAAGGGAAAUGUGGAAGUUCAGCUCAAAAUACUGCAGGAAAGACUGACCACAAAGGGAGGACCCUACAGAAAAUCCAUUACAAAGGCCUUCUCUAAGGUGUGUGUGUGUGUGUGUGUGUGUGUGCAUCUGUAUGUCGGUGUGUACGCACACUUGCAUGCGUAUGUGCGCUGGGGUUGGGGAGUGGACAUCAGUCAAUUCUUGGACCUGGGGAGGAGCUUUCACCUUAAAUAUCUCUGCUGAGAUCCAUCUGGGAAGAAAUGCCACAUUCCUCCCUCUCUGCAUCUCAUAAGAGCACAGGACCAGCCAUCUCUUCACAUCAAAGCCUGCAAGAGGGAGACAGGAACAAAAGAAGCAUUAACAUCCAUACUGUGGAGACCUCUUCAUGUGACUGUUUUUUGUUUUUGUUUUUUCUCUCUCACAAGUCUACUCUGCAAAGCGCUGCUGUGAUUUUAACAAUUAAAGAACCUGUCAGACGCUAACUUGGAGCAUCUGUGGGAAGAUGGCACUUAGUUUAGGAACGCACCAGCUCUUUGCUCACUUAUAGGACUUACAGAACUUCAGCCCGUGCCUUGGGUGGAUGUGCAAGUCAGACUACCCACAGUCCUUUGCUACAGGAUAUCCUGGCGUGGUGCGUUUGCUGUGUGUGUGAUCCUGCAGAAGACUGCCGGACACAUCUCCAGACUGAUUCCUGCAGAACCGCCCAUGAGUAGCCAGAUCAUCCCAAACAUCGGGGACUCGAGCCAGCUCCCCUCUCGACAGGACCAGGGCAGGGAGGAACUGGAGGACCCGGGGGGCGAAGGGUACCCCACGGGCCAGCACGGGAGCAGCAGGGGGCCACUGAGGAUCGGGGGGAAACCCCACAGAGAGCUGAGCCCCAUGGAACAGCAGGAGCUGAGGAGGAAGAUCAACACCCGGGAGAGGAGGAGGAUGCAGGACCUGAACGUCGCCAUGGACGCGCUGAGGGAGGUGAUGGUGCCGUACUCCUCCCCCGCCUCGCAGAGCCACGCCCACGCCGCCCUGCCCGGGGCCCCGCCCGGCCGUAGGCUCUCCAAGAUCUCCACCCUCAUCCUGGCGCGCAACUACAUCCUCCUGCUGAGCUCGUCACUGCAGGAGAUGCGCAGGCUGCUGGGGGAGGUGAGCGUGGGCGUGGGGGCCACGCCCGGACCCAGGCUCCUGCUCACGGGGAGCUGGCCCUUCUUCACCCCCAGCCAGCUGCUCCUGGCCUCCGACUCCCUCCUUACCCCCACCAAGUGCCCCCUGCUCCCCGGCCCCACCGAAGAGCCCCUGCUGCCCCCCCUCCAGUGGGGCACGGCAGGGGGGGGCGCUCCCGGAGGCCAGCUCUGCUCCUGCGGGGUCUGCAGGCUCCCCCGAUUCACCCACAAUGGCCCCGUAUCUCGGUUCCCCAAAUAACGGCACCCCCCAUUUGGACUCUUCUGAAAUGACUUGUUCCUUAGAACCUCUUGGACUCUUAUGUGCACGGCUCUGUAUGACGGACUUCAGCCUCCAUUUCACUAACCAGUUCUGAAAGUUUUUAGCUGAAAAUAAAUAGCCGUUUUCAUUUCAGCAACAGCUGAAGUAAAAUUUUAAAGGUGAGUUCACACUUUGAGAAUGAAUACAGGAAUAAAAUUUGUGAUUAUUA